UCCUUGCGCCUGCGCCACUACCUGGCCGAGGCCAGUGCGCAGGCCCCGACUGGCGGGACUGUAGCCAUGGCUUGGGUGCCGUCGGAGUCUGCAGUGGAAGAGUUGAUGCCCCGGCUAUUGCCGGUGGAGCCCUGCGACCUGACGGAAGGCUUCGAUCCCUCGGUACCUCCCAGGACGCCUCAGGAAUACUUGAGGCGGGUCCAGAUCGAAGCAGCCCAGUGUCCAGAUGUUGUGGUAGCCCAAAUUGAUCCAAAGAAGUUGAAAAGGAAGCAGAGUGUGAAUGUUUCCCUUUCAGGGUGCCACCCUGCCCCUGAGGGUUACUCCCCAACGCUUCAGUGGCAGCAGCAACAAGUGGUACAGUUUUCAACUGUUCGACAGAGUAUGAACAAACAUAGAACCCACUGGAAAUCCCAGCAGUUGGAUAGUAAUGUGACCAUGCCAAAAUCUGAAGAUGAAGAAGGCUGGAAAAAAUUUUGUCUAGGUGAAAGAUUAUGUGCUGAAGGGGCUGUUGGACCACCUACAGAUGAAUGUCCUGGAAUUGAUUAUGUACAAAUUGGCUUUCCUCCCUUGCUUAGUAUUGUAAGCAGAAUGAAUCAGGCAACAGUCACUAGUGUCUUGGAGUAUCUGAGUAAUUGGUUUGGAGAAAGAGAUUUUACUCCAGAAUUGGGAAGAUGGUUUUAUGCUUUAUUGGCUUGUCUUGAAAAACCUUUAUUACCUGAGGCUCAUUCUCUAAUUCGGCAACUUGCAAGAAGGUGCUCAGAAGUAAGGCUCCUAGUGGGCAGCAAAGAUGAUGAAAGGGUUCCUGCUUUGAAUUUAUUGAUCUGCUUAGUUAUCAGGUAUUUUGACCAGCGUGAUUUAGCUGAUGAGCCAUCUUGAUGCAACUUACCUCUGGGGGAUAGAAGAUAUUUCUGCUGAAGGCAGCCUCAGUCUGAGGAAACACAGUGCCAGUUUGAGGAUAGAGUAUGUCACUUCUUCACUAUGUGGAGGGUCUCAUCUUAAUCUGUGCAGAUCAGUCUGAUAUUUGGAAUACAGACUGAAUUGGUCUGACUCUGAAAUAUCUAAGGAAACUCCCACCUGAUACCUGAUGAGCAGUUUGAAUACUUCAGUCACACACACUGAAAAUAAAGCCAAUGUAACUCAUUACAAAAGCACCUUGCAUAAAAACUGAUGCAUUUUAUCCAGGCCCCCGCUGCUGUUUCAUUGCUUGUUUACAUGUGUGCAUAAAAACUUUUGUUGGAAAUGUA
Molecule: messenger RNA, 1244 nt
Organism: Nannospalax galili (Upper Galilee mountains blind mole rat)
Lineage: Eukaryota; Metazoa; Chordata; Mammalia; Rodentia; Spalacidae
Gene: Gemin2
Product: gem nuclear organelle associated protein 2
Exons: 10
Coding region: 67-876 (269 amino acids)
Biological process (GO): spliceosomal snRNP assembly; spliceosomal complex assembly
Cellular component (GO): SMN complex; nucleus; spliceosomal complex
Source: RefSeq, a predicted model, not a curated record